Ochlerotatus camptorhynchus is the source of this 700-nucleotide messenger RNA. Its product is annotated as general odorant-binding protein 67-like. The transcript has 3 exons. The record is from RefSeq and is a predicted model, not a curated record. NCBI's taxonomy places the organism in Eukaryota, Metazoa, Arthropoda, Insecta, Diptera, Culicidae. The coding region runs from base 44 to 625 and encodes 193 amino acids.
UUUCUCAGUUCAUCCCGGUCGUGCAAACAAGUUAGGUUUCAUCAUGAAGUUUGCGUUCGCGGUUGUGAUAGCUACGGUAGCGCUGCUACAGGUUGCCGUUUUCGGGGCGGACAAUCCUUGCAUGAAUGGACCCCCGGUUCAGAAGAAUCCAACGGAAUGUUGUAACACGCCCAUGUUGCUCGACAAGGACAUCAUGAUGGAUUGCUACCAGAAGUACGGAGAACAAACUAAGAAGCAGAUGAAAAUGGAAGGAAUUCCACGUGGUUGCUGCAUCGCCGAGUGUGGCCUCAACGCCACCGGGCUUUACUCAAACGGCAUGAUCAAACGGGACGACAUGACCAAGAUGUUUAUGGACUCGGUCAAGGAUAUGCCCAUGUGGCAGACUCUGACGCGGGACACCCUGGACGAGUGCUUCAAGAUGGCCGAGUCGAAGAUGGACGAGAUUGAAGCGGGAGCCAAGCUUGAACCGAGUUUCGAGGGGGAGAAGAUCUGUCAUCCCAUUUCCGGAACGAUCCUCCGCUGCAUGGGAAUGAAUUUGUUCGCCAAAUGCCCGGCUGGAGUUUACAAUGAGAGCGAUGAAUGCAACCAGUUGAAGGAGUACUCCAAGAUGUGCCCGAUCAUGUGAAUCGCAGAGGUAGAAUGUUAGUAGUGAUCAACGAUUAUGGUGCUGCUAGGAAAUUAUUUAGCUAAGCUGCGAACC